Gavia stellata (red-throated loon) is the source of this 2192-nucleotide messenger RNA. RefSeq names its product protein kinase C delta (gene PRKCD). The record is from RefSeq and is a predicted model, not a curated record. The transcript has 17 exons. Bases 1 to 2055 code for a protein of 684 amino acids. Gene Ontology annotation, molecular function: diacylglycerol-dependent serine/threonine kinase activity; ATP binding. NCBI's taxonomy places the organism in Eukaryota, Metazoa, Chordata, Aves, Gaviiformes, Gaviidae. Gene Ontology annotation, biological process: protein phosphorylation.
AUGGCCCCCUUCUUACGGAUAUCUUUCAACUCAUUUGAGCUGGGACCUGUGCAGAAUCAAGGGGAACAACUACAGCCUUUCUGUGCUAUCAAGAUGAAGGAAGCAUUGACUACAGAGAGAGGAAAAACUCUAGUUCAGAAGAAACCUACCAUGUAUCCAGAGUGGAAAUCAACAUUUGAUGCCCACAUUUAUGAAGGACGGGUGAUUCAGAUUGUUCUCAUGAAAGCAGCAGAAGAGCCAUUAUCUGAAGUGACUGUAGGUGUGUCGGUCCUGGCGGAGCGGUGCAAGAAAGGCAACGGCAAAGCAGAAUUCUGGCUUGACCUGCAACCUCAGGGGAAGGUGCUGAUGGCUGUGCAGUAUUUUUUGGAAGAUGCAGACUGCAAACAGCCAAUGCGGGAAGAGGAGGGGACGGUAACUAUGAACAGGAGAGGAGCUAUCAAGCAAGCCAAAAUCCACUACAUCAAAAAUCAUGAAUUUAUUGCUACCUUCUUUGGACAACCUACCUUUUGCUCUGUCUGCAAAGACUUUGUAUGGGGGCUCAACAAGCAGGGAUACAAAUGUAGGCAAUGCAAUGCUGCUAUUCAUAAGAAAUGUAUUGAUAAAAUCAUUGGGAGGUGUACUGGUACUGCAGCCAACAGCAGGGACACAAUGUUUCAAAAGGAACGUUUCAACAUUGACAUGCCUCAUCGCUUCAAGGUUUACAACUACAUGAGCCCUACCUUCUGUGACCACUGCGGCAGCCUGCUCUGGGGGCUGGUCAAACAAGGACUCAAAUGUGAAGAAUGUGGGAUGAAUGUGCAUCAUAAAUGCCAGAAGAAGGUGGCAAACUUAUGUGGAAUAAACCAGAAGUUGCUAGCCGAAGCUUUAAAUCAAGUUAGCCAGAAAUCUACACGAAGGUCCGAAUCUGGGUCUGUAGAAAGUGUUGGUAUUUAUCAAGAUUUUGAUAAGAAACCUAGAGGUCCCGGAGGAGACACAACAGAUAACAGCGAGUACGAUAAACUCUGGGAGGGAAGCACAGCCAAGACAGCAUCACGAAUUGCAAGCAGGAGAAAAUUCAACAUAGACAGCUUUGUCUUCCAUAAAGUACUAGGCAAAGGAAGUUUUGGAAAGGUUCUGCUUGCUGAGCUGAAAGGGAAGAAUGAAUUCUUUGCUAUCAAAGCUCUGAAAAAAGAUGUGGUGCUAAUUGAUGAUGAUGUGGAAUGUACCAUGGUGGAAAAGCGGGUCCUCGCGCUUGCAUGGGAAAACCCAUUUCUCACACAUCUUUACUGCACGUUUCAGACAAAGGAUCAUCUGUUCUUCGUUAUGGAGUUCCUGAACGGGGGAGACCUGAUGUUCCACAUACAAGACAAGGGGCGUUUUGAUCUCUACAGAGCAACGUUUUAUGGAGCUGAAAUCUUAUGUGGGCUACAGUUUCUUCACAGCAAAGGCAUUAUUUAUAGAGACCUAAAACUGGACAAUGUGAUGCUUGAUAAAGAAGGCCACAUCAAAAUAGCUGAUUUUGGAAUGUGCAAAGAAAAUGUUGUUGGCGAAAACAAGGCAAGCACUUUCUGCGGGACCCCAGACUACAUUGCUCCUGAGAUCCUGCAAGGUUUGCGGUACACAUUCUCUGUGGACUGGUGGUCGUUUGGGGUCCUGCUGUAUGAGAUGCUUAUUGGACAAUCCCCUUUCCAUGGGGAUGAUGAAGAUGAAUUGUUUGAGUCAAUCCGAGUGGACACCCCUCACUACCCACGCUGGAUUACCAAGGAAUCAAAAGAUCUAUUAGAAAAGCUGUUUGAAAGGGAUCCAACAAGACGCCUUGGGGUCACUGGGAAUAUCAGAGACCAUCCUUUCUUCAAAACCAUCAACUGGACAGCGCUGGAGAAGAGGGAGGUGGACCCUCCUUUCAGGCCAAAAGUGAAGUCAGCAAGCGACUACAACAAUUUCGACAGAGAAUUUCUGAGUGAGAAGCCAAAAUUGUCUUACAGUGACAAAAACCUGAUCGAGUCCAUGGAUCAGUCUGCAUUUGAUGGAUUUUCUUUUAUUAACCCUAAAUUUGAACAGAUCUUAGACAAGUAAGUCUCUGAACAGAGUGGAACUUUAAAGCAGGGUUAAACAUUAUCAAGCGAAACUCCCAAGUAAGUGUUACACAUUCCAACGAUGCUGUUGAUACUUCAUAAUAAUACACAGUAGUGUGAUUAAUUAUGUCCAACUGC